Messenger RNA from Trichechus manatus latirostris (Florida manatee), 4260 nucleotides. It is a transcript of the gene PINK1, whose product is annotated as PTEN induced kinase 1. The transcript has 8 exons. The record is from RefSeq and is a predicted model, not a curated record. NCBI's taxonomy places the organism in Eukaryota, Metazoa, Chordata, Mammalia, Sirenia, Trichechidae. Gene Ontology annotation, biological process: autophagy of mitochondrion; positive regulation of mitochondrial fission; regulation of apoptotic process. Gene Ontology annotation, cellular component: mitochondrion. Gene Ontology annotation, molecular function: ATP binding; protein serine/threonine kinase activity. The coding region runs from base 450 to 2198 and encodes 582 amino acids.
AAAUGUAGUGUUUCUCACCUCGGUCUUAGGGUCCUAAGAAGGCACAGAGACUGUGGUUGUAUGAGAAACUUUCACCCUAGGGGGUAAAAGGGUCUCAGUAAAAAGAGGCUAAUAAUAUCAUCUUGGUGGGAAGAUUAAAUAAAUUAACAGAUUUAAAGGUUCCAGCAUGGUGGCUGGUAGUCAAUGAAUGGUUGCCCUUCCUAAUUUCUCGAUUUCGUCCAGGACCAACGAAGGAUCUGCCCUAACAGCCAGAGCAAGAGAAAAAAUGUGAGACACUACCCGCCGUGCACUGCGCCACAGCGCCCCCGCGCGCCGAAGCCAGGGAACCGCCCACCCGGCGCCGGCCCCGCCCACCCGGCGCCCGAACCAGCGCAGAAGCACCGCCCAGGAGUUUGUUGUUACUGUGGCCUGCGUGCCAGGCGGCGGCCGGUUAGGGCCGCGGCGCCACCAUGGUGGUGCGACAGGCGCUGGGCCGGGGCCUGCAGCUGGGCCGAGCGCUGCUGCUGCGCUUCACAGCCAAGCCUGGCCCGACCUACGGCUGGGGACGGGCCGAGCGGCCGGGUCCGCCGGCGUGUUGGGGCCGAGGAGAGCGCCCGCGCCCGGCCGCGGGGCCCGGUGCGGAGUCGCGUAGGCUCGGGCUCCCCGACCGCUACCGCUUCUUCCGCCAGUCGGUGGCCGGGCUGGCGUUGCGGCUCCAGCGGCAGUUCGUGCUGCAGGCCCGAGGCGGCGCGAGCCCCUGCGGCCGGGCUGUCUUUCUGGCCUUCGGGCUGGGGUUGGGCCUUAUCGAGGAGAAGCAGGCAGAGGGCCGGAGGGCAGCCUGGGCCUGUCAGGAGAUCCAGGCAAUUUUUACCCAGAAAAACAAGCUGCUGCCUGGCCUGUUGGACAGUAGACGCUGCCAGGGCUUCCGGCUGGAGGAGUAUCUUAUAGGGCGAUCCAUCGGCAAGGGCUGCAGUGCUGCUGUGUACGAAGCCACUGUGCCCACGGUGCCCCAGAAUUCGGAGGGGGCAGAGAGCAGCGGGCUGCUGACAGGAAGAGGCCCAGACAUCAUUCCACAAGGGGAAACUGAGGAGAGCAUGGCCCAACCCCCUGCCUUUCCCUUAGCAAUCAAGAUGAUGUGGAACAUCUCGGCGGGCUCUUCCAGCGAGGCCAUCUUGAGCACAAUGAGCCAGGAGCUGGUCCCAGCUAGCCGAGCAGCCUUAGCCGGGGAGUAUGGAGCAGUCACUUACAGAAGAUCCAAGGGAGGUCUCAAGCAACUGGCCCCUCACCCCAACAUCAUCCGAGUUUUCCGUGCCUUCACCUCGUCUGUGCCACUGCUGCCGGGGGCCCUGGUCGACUACCCUGAUGUGCUGCCCCCACGUCUCCACCCUGAUGGCCUGGGCCACGGACGGACACUUUUCCUCGUUAUGAAGAACUAUCCCUGCACCCUGCGCCAGUACCUUCGCACAGCCACUCCAAGCCCCCGCCUUGCCACCAUGAUGAUCUUGCAGCUUCUGGAAGGGGUGGAUCACCUGGUUCAACAGGGCAUCGCACACAGAGACUUAAAGUCUGACAACAUCCUCGUGGAGUUGGAUGCAGAUGGCUGCCCCUGGCUGGUGAUCACCGAUUUUGGUUGCUGCCUGGCGGAUGAGCACAUCGGCCUGCAGUUGCCCUUCACCAGUUGGUAUGUGGAUCGGGGCGGAAACGGCUGCCUGAUGGCUCCCGAGGUGUCCACGGCCUGUCCCGGCCCCCGGGCAGUGAUCGACUACAGCAAGGCAGACACCUGGGCAGUGGGAGCGAUCGCCUAUGAAAUCUUUGGGCUCUCCAAUCCCUUUUAUGGCCAGGGCCAGGCCCACCUGGAAAGCCGCAGUUACCAAGAGGCUCAGCUGCCAGUACUGCCCGAGUCGGUACCUCUAGAUGCGAGACACCUGGUGAGGUCACUGCUCCAGCGAGAGGCCAGCAAGAGACCAUCUGCCCGAGUAGCUGCAAAUGUGCUUCAUUUAAGCCUCUGGGGUGAACACAUCUUAGCCCUAAAGAAUUUGAAAUUAGACAAGGUGGUUGGCUGGCUCCUCCAACAGUCAGCUGCCGCUUUGCUGGCUGACAGGUUCACGGAGAAGAGUUGCGUGGAAACAAAAAUGAAGAUGUUAUUUCUGGCCAACCUGGAGUGUGAAGCCCUCUGCCAGGCAGCCUUCCUCCUCCAGUCCUGGAGGGCAGCCCCGUGAUGGCUCUGCAUGUAGCUGAAUUACUAAAAGAACUUAGCGGCAUCUGUGUCAUGAUGGUCUGAGUGCUGAGGGAGGGGGCUCUGAGGUGCGAGAGGGUGAGAGUCAGAAGAGAUGGCACAGAGGGCUGGUCAGCCCCAGAGAAGGCCUCAUGCUUGGCAAGUGUGGAAGGAACAAUUUGAGUCAAAGUCCCUGGUCUGUAGCUACUAACUAGCUGUGCAGUUUUGGAUGAAUCCUAUAACUGGUGUAGACUAAAGUUCUCUUAUCUGUAAAGUGAAGAAAUUGGUCUAAAUCAGGAGUCAGCAAACUUCUGUAGAGGGCCAGACAGUAAAUACUUUAGCCUGUCACAGCUACUCAACUCUUAACAUUGUAGCAUGAAAACAGUCUUAAAUAUGUAAACGAACAAGUGUGGCUGUGUUCAAGAAAACUUUAUGGACACAAAUUUGAAUUUCAUGUGUAACAAAAUAUUUUUUUCAUUUCUUCAACCAUUUAAAAAUGUGAGAAACCGUUUUUAGUUUGUUGGCCAUACAAAAACAGCCAGCAGUCUGGAUUGGCCAGGAGACCAUAGUUUGUCAGCCCCUGGUCUAGAUGAGUUCAAAGAACACAACUCAAAAAAAAAAAAAAUUGCCAGCUCAUCAUUAGGCCCCUUUGUGUAUCAGUGCUUAAAUGUGAUUAUCCCUGUGGAGAAGCCAAAGUCCUAGGUGAGCAGAUCCACUCAGGUGUAAUUGCUGACCAAACGCCCUGUCUUACACCCAUGUUCUGUCCUCACAGACCUCUGGAAAGUUUCUAAUGACUGAGCUGGUCUGUUAGAUGAGCCUGGUCUGAGGAGGUUUAUACCACAUAUGUUCCACGCUAUCGACCAAGGCAGUGGCUGUUAAUGGCAGAGUUCUACUGUGACAUUUGCCCGUAGGUCCAGGAACAGCCUGUUGCUCGUGUGAAAGGGGCAGACACAUCACCAGUUUGCGAACAUCAUCUGGGCUGAGGCAGACAUUUGCACAGGUCAGUAUAGUCAAGUGCCAGAAUGAAACAACAGUGAAGUGAGGCCUGAGAAGCAGGCGCCUCUGCACUUGUUAGGCACUGGAACACCACUAGGGGUACAGCAUUUUUGUGAAAGCAUUUCCACAGAGCUCCUCCAGUGACUGGCUCUAGCACAGCUGUCAUAACUGAUGAAAUGGAAACUGUGUGGUGUUUUAAACUCGAUCUUCCUUUUAACUUGCAUUUCUUACAAGAAUUAAAUACAAAUUUACAACUACAGAAUGCACAUGUGCCUUAAACUGAGUAUCUGGCUUUAAGAGUGAUUUUUACUAUACCGUAGAGACCAGAAAGGUUUGUGGGUAGAUAGAUAGAUACCAACAAUGGGGAAAGGACUUCACAUAUAAUUCUACACAUGCUUUUCUAGGACCAGAGCCCUGGUGGUGCAGUGGUUAAGAGCUGAGCUGCUAACCAAAAGGUCAGCUAGUUCUAAAUCCACCAGCCGCUCCUUGGAAACCCUAUGGGGCAGUCCUACUUUGUCCUAUAGGGUCGCUACGAGUUGGAAUAGACGGUAAUGGGUUUUUUUUAGGACCACAGCUAUUGCCUAAAGCAAGCAAGGUGAACGUAUAUUUAAGGUUCUUUUCAAACAGGUAAUUCUACAAUUUUAUUAUAAAGCCAAGUGCUGUCAUCCCAGGUUUUCUGUUUCAGUGAUGCUCCCCUCAAUGCAUUAUUAGCCCUAUUUUAUCCCUUGAGAAGCUAAGAAGUUCUAGCAUUUCAUAAUUAUUAAGGAAAAUACCGUUCAGCCUUUGGCAAAAUAAAAAGCAGCCACUUACUACUUCCAGUCAUUACCAAACAGCAUCCCCCUGCUAGCAAAAAAACAGGCCAGAUGGAAGUUUGAGGGCAACGUUUCUCUUUAUUUUAGAAAUGAGUGACUUCACAUAUGAAAAAUGCCCUUUAACAGUUCAAGGUGGAAAACCUUAGGUAAAAAGUGUUCCCUGACCCCCAACCAUUGGUACUCAAUGCUGCAUCUCCCACUGAGGUAAGGCUGUGCCAUUGUCCCACGGCUUAAAAAAAAAAAAAAAAAAAAAGGGAA